AUGGCAACGGCGAGGCUGUCGUUGUUGGAGGGAGCGGAAGAGGCCGUGAGUCUGGUAGGGGGUAGCGAAGCAAUUCAAGAUCCCUUCUUUUAUCUGUGUGGACGGUUGCUAGCACUGUUGAGACUCGUCGGAAUCCAGUCGUUCUCGGCGGCGAUUUUCGGGGUAUGGGGGCUCAAGGAUAGGGUUUUGAUCCAUGAAGAGGAAGCAGGGAUUUAUGUCUUCCAAUUCAAAGACCAAGAGGAGAAGAAUCGUGUUCUCAACGGCAGUCCAUGGUUCUACAGCAGGUCGAUGAUGGUGCUGGAGGAUUACGAUGGAAUUAGUUUUUUGGAGGCGGUGUCUCUUCAUUGGCUGGAACUCUGGGUGGCGGUGAAGGGGCUGCGAAUUGCCAUGUGCAAUGAGCGAGCCUUUAACCCUACGAGGGAAUGCUUUGGGGUUUUUGUUAGAUUUGAUGUCGCGGCGCUGCAGCAGAAAGAUCCUAUCCAAAGGAUUCGCUUGAUCCACGACAUCCGCAGGAGGAUAUGGGCUCGUCAUACCUAUUGCUUUUCUUCGAAGGUUUCGGUGUUGUUGGAAUUCAAGUAUGAAAAAUGUCACGGUAUUUGUACGGCGUGUGGUUCCUUUGGUCACGGUGGUGGCAGUUGUGACAAGGGUUUGACGGUGGAGGUUCCGGCGUUGACGGCGUCGGUCAUGGAGCCAGUAAUGGCUGGAUUGGCAUCGGAACAGGCCGGAAUGGAGUCGGAGCAUACUGGGCUGGGGUCGGAACUUGGAGUGGAGGCUGGGUCAAUGGUGUGA
This is a messenger RNA of Rosa chinensis, 789 nucleotides long. RefSeq lists its product as uncharacterized. The record is from RefSeq and is a predicted model, not a curated record. The transcript has a single exon. The coding region runs from base 1 to 789 and encodes 262 amino acids. NCBI's taxonomy places the organism in Eukaryota, Viridiplantae, Streptophyta, Magnoliopsida, Rosales, Rosaceae.